AUGGCUCACGCGCGAGAUGCACUUUGGGAGUCUGGUCAUGACGAGUCCGUGGAGGUCAACCAGCGUGCUUUGAUCGACAAAGUACUGGCCAGGUACUCUGGAGAGUUCACCGUCUUCCGAGAACUUCUGCAAAACUCGGACGAUGCAAGUGCGACCGCUGUAGAGAUUCACUUUGAAACGAAAGAGUACCUUGAGCGGAAGAAUAGGACGGUGGACGAGGUACCGGAGCCUAUUGCUACACUAGCGGAGGCCAAGCUUCCGGACUUGAAGACGGCAUUGGUGCACCAGUGGACAUUCAAGAAUAACGGUGUUGUCUUUAGGGACGAGGACUGGAGUCGUUUGAAGAAGAUUGCCGAAGGCAAUCCGGACGAGGAGAAGAUUGGCGCGUUCGGCGUAGGCUUCUACAGUCUUUUCUCGGUGACUGAGGAACCGUUCGUCACAUCCGGGGGCCAAUGGAUGGGAUUCUAUUGGAAGGACAAGAAGGACCAGCUCUUUGCUCGUCGAGGGAAGCUCCCCGAGUCUGCUGAGGACCCAUGGACGUCAUUUGAGAUGGGUCUACGGGAACCCACACCUAUCCCGCCUCCGUUUGAUUUCACGCGGUUUCUGGCGUCCUCCAUCACGUUCAUGCGGCACCUCCUCGACGUCAGCGUAUUCUUGGACGAUAAGCGUCUGUCUCGUCUCACGAAGGCCCCGGGUGCACCGCAGGCGAUGAGUAUCCCGAAGGGUCUGAAGCCUUCGAGCCCGCUUAAUACCAUGCAAGUCAACGGCAUCCAAACUACCCCCCUUUCAAUAAGAGCGGAGGUCAUGCAGUGGGUGUACAUGGCGGGCACGGAGAAGCCGCAACCGAAGAAGGAGCCGCCAAAGCCAGCUGCGGGCGGUGGAGGCGGCGGUUUCUUCACUUCCCUCUUCUCGUCUCUCACAGGGUCUGCGAACGCGUCUCGCGCGGUCACACCUGCACCAGCACCGCCGCCUGUUCCCAAGGUUGACCCCUUGUCGGUCGUUGAAACCAACGUGAUGCUGUCGAUAUUCGCGGCGGACAUUGCGGUGAAGCUAGACCAGAAGAUGAUUGGUGAACUUCAUCGGUCGACGAAGAAGAACCCGCCCACGAGAAUGAAGUAUGAGCUAAUUUACACCGGUAAAGCUGAGUAUGAUGCUAGCAAGAGUGAAGAUGAGAAGCACGGCAGAACGACCGGCAGCGUGUUCCAGGGACUACGUGCUGACAUCGAUGGCAUGGGUCAGGCCAAGGUGUUCAUUGGUCACUCGACGGGCCAGACAACCGGCAUAGGUGGCCACAUGUCUGCUCGCUUCAUCCCCACAGUCGAACGCGAGUCCAUUGAUUUGGUGGAUCGGAACGUCGCAGUUUGGAACAAGGAGCUGCUCUACGUGGGCGGCUUCCUCGCGCGCUCGGCGUACGAGAUAGAAAUGGAGCAUAUCCAACAGGUUUGGAGUGCGGCUGCAGCUGCAGCUAGCCCCGGGACGGGCAUAGAUCCCGUACUGCAAGCGUCCUUGCGGGCUCGUGCUAUACAUGCACUGCGGUUCUUCACAUUCCACCCUUCUACUCCCUCUAGCGUCGUGUCGGUCGCGCUUGAGGAGGCGUUUUUCUCCUGCAUCACGAGUUCACGCUUCUCGAUGAUUUCCGGACACAAGAGCUUCCCAAUCAUAUCCACAGCCGGCGUGCGCGACGCCGCAGAAGUGCGUUACCCCGACCCUACAUUCUCUGGAUUCGUCAAGGAGCUGCCGGUGGUUCCUGCCGAUGUGCUGAAGGACGCGAAGCCGAUGGUGGACGCGCUACGCACGCGGGGCAUGAUCAAAGACAUCACUUUCGUCGACGUUUUGCAAGAACUGCGAAACCGGCCCCUUGGAGAGCCCGAGAUGAUUGCGUGCUUCAAGUGGUGGAUCGACAUGUACAACCAAAGCAGCGCGACGAACCUCGACUACGUCCGCACCCAGCUCGUCGGUGCGGCCGUGCUCUCUAUCGAGGAGAAGGACAACCAAGCGGGACAAAUUAUUCCGCUUUCUGUGGUCGAGAGCUUUCUCAGCAGGAAGUCGGGUAGUGCAGGCGCGCUCAUCCCUACGGACGGUCCGCUACCCCCGCAUCUGCUCCCCGUCGCGGUCUCCCGCAAUUUCGACUCGCAGGCGUUGGAGAGCGCUUUUGGCUGGCGCGAACUCACGAUCGUGGAGUGGCUCAAGCACAUUACCAGCCCCCCUGUACCCCACGAGGCGGAGCAUCACAUCGAACUGAGCGCGCCGUGGGCGGAGCGUGUCUUGCAAGUCGUUGCGCGCGCGUGGCCGUCGCUGCCCUCGGCGCAUCGAGUCGAGGUUGCAACCAUCCUGCGGGCACACUCGUGCGUCCCGACCUCAGCGGGGCUGAGGAAGCCUGCAGAUGCGUACUUCCAGAGCGCGCACAUCUUCAAUGACCUGCCGGUCGUGACGCUCCCGUCCGGAGCGGUGGUCAAAGGGCCGCUGGAGAAGUUCUUGCAGGGGAUCGGUGUGCGGAAGCAUGUUGACUUGCAAAUCAUCUUUGACAGGAUGAUCAAGACGGGAGACUGGACAAUCGCAGAACUGAUCAAGUACUUGGUAGCCGUGCAGACUACCCUCACAGCUGAAGAGCUCGAACGGCUGCAGAUGACUACAGCGUUCCUGCGGGAGCGAGUUGGGGACGAGAAGGUACCCCGGUACCGUGCAGGCGACUUGUACGAGCCGCUCGACGUGCUGAGGGAGCUGAAGCUCCCGGUUAUUGACUGGGGAACGCACCCCAAAUGGCGCAGUAACUCAGAAGAAGCGAAAUUCUUGUUCAAGCUUGGCUUGCGCCGGUAUCCGCCCCUUCCUGACCUCAUCGGGCUCGCGGCGAGUGGUGAUGAGAAGGUCCGGUCUGCGGCGUUGAAGUACCUGCUCGACAACUAUUCAACACGUUACGCCGAUUACGACCCUAACGCCUUUUCGAACGUGCCGUUCAUUCCUGCUGUGAAGGGCGGAAAGCCAUGCAUGGCAAAGCCUCACGAGGUGUUCUCUGCGCCUGAAUGGGCCGCGCUAGGUUUUAUGGUGACCGAGCCAUCGCUGAAAGGCGAAGCGCUCACGAAUCUCAAGGUCCAAGAGCAUCCACCAGGGCCCCGCCUCGUUAAUCUUCUUAGGACCUCCCCACCACCCACUGAGGAAACUGCGAAGCUGUGGUUCGCAGCUCUCGCGGGCCGAGUGACAUCAUUCUCCAACACCGAGCUGAGGGCGCUGGGGCAGUUGGCCUUCGUGCCUGUCAAGGCCACUAACGGGGCGAUCCGGCACUUGCCUCCGACGCAGUGUUACUUCAAGGGCGACUCGCAAGCUCAGUUCCACUCCAAGUUGUUCACCUUCGUCGACUUCGGGACCACUGCGAACGCUUUCCUCAGCGCAUGCGGUGUCAAGCACGAGCCGUCCGUAGAGGAGGUGGCCAAGAUCCUUCUGGAUAACCCUCGACGGUUCUACGAGCUUGCCGAGGGCAGAGAGAACUAUCUCACAGAGCUACGCAACAUCGCGGUGAACAUGCGGCUGGUGACAUCAGGUACCAUGGCGAGGUUGAAGCGCGCGGCGUUUCUGCUGGGCUCCCGCAGAGUCCGGAAAGAGAAGGCGGCGAGCGGCAAGAAGACAAGCGUGGAGCUCACCGCCGAGCUGGAGGAAGAGGACUGGGAGUAUCAGCACGACCUGCUGACCCCCGACAAGGUUGUCAUCGCGGACGACACGAACGCAUAUCAGCUUUUCGGUGAUGUGAUCUUCACUGCCCCCCAGGAAGACCUGCUGGAAGCGUUCUACCUGGAGCUGGGAUGUAGGCGGUUGAGCGGCCUUAUGCGCGAAGACUACCAAACAAGGAGCGAAGUCGUCGGAUCCCGCAAAGCGGCAGAAACCCGUACCUUGAUCCUGGAGCGCCUGCCGUUGUUCUUGCACGAGCACACGCACACGAAGACACGAGUGUCCCAUUCUUGGCUGAACAACGAGAAGAACUUCGUGGUCAAGACGUUUGGCAAGCUGACCGUUACGAAGACGCUGCAGCUCGGCGACAAGCGCGCGUCGAAGAGUCAGGAUGCGUCGGCAGUCGCGAGGCGGAUAGGACGCGGGCCGAUUGAGUUGUGGCUCGCUGGGCACGAUACGGUCGACAUGUAUGAGGUAUCGACCUCGAUGUGUCGCCUUCUGUUCGACGCUCCGAAGGUUAACGACGCGUUGCUCUUCAUGACCAUCCUAUCGACGGAUUUGCGCGCGUUGCGGAGGAGGGGUUACAACGUGGAUCGUAUCCUGCGACAGCAGAAGGCCGACAGGCAAGCUGCAGAGGAAGCUGUGAAGGCCAAGCAGGCAGCCAUGCUUGCAAGCCAAGGCGUGGCCAGUGCUUCCUCCGACACACUUGUUUCCGAUGCGCCCAAGCCUAACGGGACACGUCCCGGGUCGCCACUGUUCAACGAGAAAGAGUCUGCCCCGUUGCCGCCGAUUCCUGCUGGAGCUGCGUCCGCAAUGUCAGACGAGUUGACGAAGCAGCCCUCGCGUCCUAUGAGCAUGGUCCGACAGUCGCUGGACGCUGUGAAGCGCCGGCUUCAGAAGGAGAAUGGGGGUCCUAGUAAUGCGCCUCUGGGACCUUCGCAGGAAGAAGACACGCCAAGCGACCAGCUGCCGCUACUCCCACCCCGUCCGAACCGCCCUCUGACUCCUCAACCGCACGCGACGCCGCGCAGUAGUAUCUCAUCGAACAUCGACCUAGCGAUCAAGGCAUGCAAGGAGGAACGAGGCGAAAUGCUCAAGAAUCGGCGCCAGAUGCAAAUGGUGAAGGAGUCGCUGAACGAAGGUUACUGUGAUAUAUCCGGACACCCUGCGGACAUGACUUUGAUUGGCGAUAUGGGUGGGAUCAAGAUCUUUGUGGCAAAAGACGUCCCCGAUGGCAAGUCACUCAUGCGAGACAAGAGCGACGCGCUUGCUCGUUUCAUAUACACCAUUCGCCCUCUGCAAGAGGUUUACACUCUGCCACCGACCAGUCUCCAUAUAUUCUACGAUCGCGCGGGCGACACAAUCGCGUUCAACCGCAACGCCAGUCUUUUCCUGAAUCUGCGUUUCUUCGAGCAGUGGCACGACGCCGAGGUCGGCUCUGGACAGCUGACGAAUGCAUAUAUCUCUUGGUACUUUACGCUUGCCCACGAGAUCGCCCACAACUUGGUUCAGGCGCACAACUCGGAGCAUGAAUUCUACUUCUCGUCUAUCUGCGAACAAUACCUCCCUGCUUUCAUGAAGCUCAUCGCCGGCAAGUAG
Trametes versicolor FP-101664 SS1 is the source of this 5259-nucleotide messenger RNA. RefSeq lists its product as uncharacterized. The record is from RefSeq and is a predicted model, not a curated record. Bases 1 to 5259 code for a protein of 1752 amino acids. The transcript is spliced from 27 exons. Lineage: Eukaryota; Fungi; Basidiomycota; Agaricomycetes; Polyporales; Polyporaceae.